Messenger RNA from Olea europaea var. sylvestris, 855 nucleotides. RefSeq names its product putative nuclease HARBI1. The record is from RefSeq and is a predicted model, not a curated record. NCBI's taxonomy places the organism in Eukaryota, Viridiplantae, Streptophyta, Magnoliopsida, Lamiales, Oleaceae. Bases 1 to 855 code for a protein of 284 amino acids. The transcript has 4 exons.
AUGACCAACGUAAUCGCGCUGGACGUUUUACUUUCUUUCGCUCUGGUCAAACAAGAUGUUGUGAUUAAUGCCACUCCUCAUAACUCACCAUACGAAAAAGAAAAUGUGCAGCCAUGGUACUCCUUUUUUCAAGAUGCCGUAGGAGCAAUCGAUGGUACACAUAUAGCUGCAUAUGUGCCUUUAGAGGAGCAAGGUAAAUAUCGCAAUAGAAAGCAAGUGAUUUCCCAAAAUGUUUUAGUAGCUUGCACAUUUGAUAUGAAAUUUACCUACGUGCUUGCCGGUUGGGAGGGAUCCGCACAUGACGUUCGAUUGUUACGGAGUGCAAUAUUACGCCAAGGACAUAAGCUAACAAUUCCUAUUGGUAAAUAUUACCUUGUUGACGCUGGCUUUCCAUCGGUUUCGAGUUUUCUUGCACCAUACCGUAGGACUCGUUAUCAUCGUAGAGACAUUGAAGGUCAACGUCCUGAAAGUAGUAAGGAGUUGUUCAAUUUUCGACAUUCAUCUCUACGCAAUGUUAUUGAACGUACAAUUGGUUUGCUGAAAAAAAGAUUUGCAUAUUUGAGACAUCAACCCUAUCACGACAUUGACACACAAGCAAAGAUAGUUCUUGCCUGUUCUGCCAUCCACAACUUCUUAAGGACUGAUGAUGUUGAAGAUGUUUGUGAGGAGGACGACUUAGAUAGUAGUGACGAUGAGGUUAACCCUACGCAUAUUGACGUACCUGAAGAUGAAACUCCAAAUGCUCACAUAUCUUUCACAAAUCAGGAAGUGUGGUCUAAUAAGAGGAAUGCGAUUGCUGAUUUAAUGUGGGCUGAUUAUCUUCCCAAUCAGAAUGCGGGAAUUGAUUUCGAUUGA